Molecule: messenger RNA, 840 nt
Organism: Fragaria vesca subsp. vesca
Lineage: Eukaryota; Viridiplantae; Streptophyta; Magnoliopsida; Rosales; Rosaceae
Product: DEAD-box ATP-dependent RNA helicase 46-like
Exons: 5
Coding region: 129-689 (186 amino acids)
Cellular component (GO): ribonucleoprotein complex; nucleus; cytoplasm
Molecular function (GO): RNA helicase activity; RNA binding; ATP binding
Source: RefSeq, a predicted model, not a curated record
GCAGCCCCAAAGUUACAAUCAAAUCCGACGAAGAAGGAGAGGCCUCUCCUCCUUCUUCAAAAGUAAGUGAAACCCAGAAGCUUUGUCACACAUUAAAGCACUCACCGUCAGGAUAGCGUUUACUUGCCAUGGCUGCCACUUCCUCUGCCUCUGCUGGAGCGAGGAAUGUGCAAGUAAUUGAGACUGCAACAAGUGCACCAGUUGCUUCUAAAAAUGGUCCAAGUGGGUCAGUUAGCGGACAUGGAGGAUCUCUUAUUAGAGGAAGUGGACCACCAGACAAUGGAAGUGCUGAGAAUUAUCGUCGCCUGCAUAAAAUAACUGUUAUUGGUGAUAAUGUGCCCCUACCAUCUACUACCUUUAAAGCUACGGGCUUCACAUCCGAUAGUCUUAGUGAGGUACAAAAUGCUGGUUUUUCUGCCCCAACUCCAAUUCAAGCUCAGUCAUGGCCAGUUGCAUUUGAAGGUAGAGACAUUGUGGCCAUUGCUAAACCGGGGUCAGGGAAGACCUUAGGGUACUUGCUUCCUGGAUUUAUGUGUCUCAAGCGCACCCAUAAUAACUCUCAGAUGGGUCCAACUGUGUUGGUGUUAUCACCAACAGGGGAGCUGGCCAAACAGAUUCAAGAGGAAGCGAUGAAGUUUGGGAAAUCUCUGGGCAUAGCUGUUGUGGUAUGCACUUAUGGCCCAUUUUAGGCAGUAAUGAUCCUGUCUGGCUUAGCGUAUCGUUCCCUGUAUACGUAUAUUGUUAUUAUUAUUAUAGUACUCCCGGACCUAUCCCAGCCAUACUAUUUGUGACCUUACAGGUUUUUAUUUUUAUAUUGUAUUUUCGCUGGAGCACUUUGGC